Molecule: messenger RNA, 654 nt
Organism: Cryptomeria japonica (Japanese cedar)
Lineage: Eukaryota; Viridiplantae; Streptophyta; Pinopsida; Cupressales; Cupressaceae
Product: tropinone reductase-like 1
Exons: 2
Coding region: 1-654 (217 amino acids)
Source: RefSeq, a predicted model, not a curated record
AUGAGGAGAUUCGAAGGCAAAGUGGCAAUUGUGACGGGUGGAUCAAAUGGCAUAGGUGCAGCCACGGCAAGGAAAUUCGUAGCAGAAGGUGCUUACGUGUACAUUGCUGACAUCGAUGAAGAGGGAGGGGUUAAAGUUUGCCAAGAGCUCCAUGGGAAUGCUUCAUUUGUGAAGUGUGAUGUGGCAAUAGAGACCCAUAUGAAAGGGGUCUUAGAUCAAGCAGUAGAGGAGAAGGGGCGUCUAGAUAUCAUGGUGAACAAUGCGGGUAUGUUGCACCCUCAUGGUAAUUCCAUCACGCAGGUCUCUGUUGAGACUUGGGAAAGAGUGAUGGCUGUGAAUGUUACGGGAGCUAUGUUAGGAAUGAAGCACGCUGCGAGGGUCAUGAUUCCACGUAACUCUGAUUCCACUACAUAUUUCUUAUUUCAAAGUGCACAAUCAUCGAUGAAGAGGCAGGGAGUUAAAGUUUGCGGAGAGCUCGAUGGGAAUGCUUCAUUUGAGAAGUGUGAUGUGGCAAUAGAGACCCAUGUGAUAGGGGUCAUAGAUCGAGCAAUGGAGGAGAAUGGACGUCUAGAUAUUAUGGUGAACAAUGCGGGUAUGCUGCACGCUCAUGGUAAUUCCACACACAGGUUUCAGUUGAAAGUUGGUAAAGAGUGA